GUUUCUAAAUAAUAAGCGGUGGUAGAGAGCAGGGGAGGGGACAGAGCUACACUAAACAUGGAGGCAAACUGAAUGUCAAAAUAGCUGCAUUUUAAAGGAAACAACCGGCAAGGUUUCAGCAACUGGUGGGACAAGAAGGUACCGGCAGUGUGUGCUCCUGUUGGCGUCAAACGUUUGGAUGAAAAAACAGCAGUGAUUGGUGUUUGGGAUGAGAUUUGCCCUCACUGUGAACCUAGAGUCUACAUUUUGAGCCUCUGCACUUGUGAUUGUUAUUGCAUCUGAAGCAUCUCCGGAUACAGCUGAACCACAAGCACCACAACCACGUAGCAGCAUCUCCAUAUCUAUAUUUCAUAGCGUCUUAAUGGCUACUGAUGUUUCAUACUGAUUUAUGAUCGAGCCUUGGAGCCUUCACCAAUUUAUAUCAGAUUUAGAUCAGUGCUGCUGCAGUGCUUUACGUUAAAACUGUAGUUUCAAGAAGUCACAGUUGCCUUAUUAAUCACAUCCAUCCUUUUAUCUUAUCGUGGUUCCGCUCAUACAAAAAAUCCGACGGUGACUUCUAACCCAACAAGCUCAGGAUGGAGGAGCGCAUUUACGCCACAGGCAUGGCCGCCCGACUGAGGAGCCAGUGGGAUCGGGAUGAAGGUCUGGGGCAGAACCAUAAAGCGGUGAAGUUUCUGGGUCAGGAUUAUGAGUCUCUGAAAGCUCAGUGUCUCCAGAGCGGGAGGAUGUUCGAGGAUAGCUUGUUCCCGUGUGAGCCUUCGUCUCUGGGAUUCAAGGAGCUCGGCCGGAAUACCUCCAAGACCCAAGGAGUCCGCUGGAUGAGGCCCACGGAGCUCUGCCGGCGCCCUGAGUUCAUUGUGGAUGGAGCGACUCGUACAGACAUCUGUCAGGGAGCUCUGGGAGACUGCUGGCUACUGGCGGCCAUCGCCUCACUGACCUUAAAUGACGACCUCCUUCACAGAGUGGUUCCUCAUGGACAGGGCUUCGGUCAUGGAUACGCCGGCAUCUUUCAUUUUCAGUUCUGGCAGUUUGGCGAAUGGGUGGAGGUGGUGAUCGACGACCGGCUGCCGGUGAAAGACGGGAAGCUGCUGUUCGUCCACUCAGCGGAGGGGACCGAGUUCUGGAGCGCACUGAUUGAAAAGGCCUAUGCCAAGUUGAACGGAUGUUAUGAGGCUCUGUCAGGCGGCAGCACGUCAGAGGGCUUUGAGGACUUUACAGGCGGCGUGACGGAGAUGUACGAGCUGAGGAAAGCCCCGUCUGACCUCCACAGCAUCAUCAGCAGGGCCAUAGAGAGAGGAUCACUGCUAGGCUGCUCCAUUGAUAUCACGAGCAAAUUAGACAUGGAAGCCGUCACCUUCAAGAAGCUGGUGAAGGGACAUGCGUACUCUGUAACCGGAGCGAAUGAGGUGGUGUACAGAGGAAACAUGACCAAGCUUGUUCGUAUCAGAAACCCAUGGGGGGAGGUAGAGUGGACCGGAGCCUGGAGCGACAACUCCAGAGAGUGGGAAAAUGUGGAUCGGUCUGUCAGAAGUCAGCUACAAAACCGCAGUGAGGACGGUGAAUUCUGGAUGUCAUUCAGUGACUUCCUGCGCGAGUUCACUCGUCUGGAGAUCUGUAACCUGACAGCCGACGCCCUGCAGAACAGCCAGCUGAAGAAAUGGAGCUCCUCGCUCUACCAGGGUGAAUGGAGGAGGGGCAGCACUGCCGGAGGCUGCAGGAACUUUCCAGCAACCUUCUGGCUGAACCCCCAGUUCAAGAUCUUGCUGAAGAACCCGGACACUCCUGGCCAAUCAGAUUGCAGUUUCCUGGUUGCCCUCAUGCAGAAAGACCGCAGGAGGAAACGGCGGGAAGGCAAAGACAUGGAGACUAUUGGCUUUGCUCUCUAUGAGGUUCCACAGGAGGCUGCGGGGAAGUCAGCAGUCCACCUAAAGCGAGAGUUUUUUCUGACUCACGCCUCCAGCGCCCGCUCAGAGCUCUUCAUCAACUUGAGGGAGGUCAGCUCACGGUUGCGACUUCCGCCUGGGGAAUACGUCGUUGUGCCCUCUACUUUCGAGCCCCAUGUUGAGGCUGACUUCGUACUCAGGGUUUUCUCGGAGAAGCCCGCCGACUCUGAGGAGCUUGAUGAUGAUGCUUCAGCGGCGCUUCCUCCAGAGACUCAACUAGAUGAGAGCCAAAUUGACUCAGCCUUCAAGAAUCUCUUCAGACAGCUGGCCGGGCCGGACAUGGAGAUCAGUGUCACAGAACUGCAAACUAUACUGAACAGGAUCAUCAGCAAACACAAAGACCUAAAGACGGACGGCUUCACAAAAGAGUCUUGUCGCAGUAUGAUUAACCUCAUGGACACUGACGGCAGUGGAAAGCUGGGAUUGGCAGAGUUCCACGUGCUCUGGGAAAAGAUUAAACGAUACCUGACUAUAUUCAGGGAAUUUGACUUGGACAAGUCGGGCACAAUGAGCUCCUAUGAGAUGAGGAUGGCUCUUGAGUCAGCAGGGUUCAAGCUGACAAACCACCUAUUCCAACUGAUCAUCCUGCGCUACACAGAGGCAGACAUGGCUGUCGACUUUGACAACUUUGUCACCUGUCUGGUCAGAUUGGAGACCAUGUUCAAAACCUUCAAGACCAUGGACACAGAUACAGAUGGUGUCAUAUCCCUUAACUUUAUUCAGUGGAUUACCCUGACCAUGUUUGCCUAGCGGUGAGGGGUCUCCUCAGUAACUGUCGCACUGCAUCCUGCUGCAGCUCCAGGCCCUGUAGUUGUUUCAGAAGUGCCUUUUCUCCCUCAAGUUCUUCCUCUCAUCCAUGCUGCUCGCUGCUGAGGUUCUCUGAUGCUAAAAAACCCAACUGUAAAUCCUUCUUUACAGUGCCUAUCUAGGCAAAAGGUGCCAAUCCUGUAUUUGUCCCGUUUUUGCCAAUGGAAGGAAGCUCCCUUCUUGUAGCCAGGCAGUCAAUUCAAGGUUAGCACUGCAAAUGUUAGCACCAAGCGUUUGUAGCUCGGCAAACUUUUAUUAGAAACAGUGCUACUCCGGGGGAAGAAAUAAUCUAAUUGGGUAACUUUCAGUAUGUGGAGACAAAAAAAGGCCCAUAGUAGCUGGCUUGGUUGAAAACCAAUUUCUUCUUAGCCUAGCUGUUGCUCAUGUUUAAAGAAAUGUUAGCCAUACUAGCCUUUAGCUACCAGGUUAUGGAGAAACAAACCUGACUUAUUAGAAAUUAAAUAUUAAAUGGUCACAUAAACUAAUACACAUUAAAUUAAUAAACACAUAAAUGCACAAAGAUAUUGAGGAGUAAAAUUUAUAGAAAUGCCAUGUUAUUUAUGUCGUUACCUUAAGAGAUAUUUUCCGUGAUUAUAGUUUAUCUGUGCAUCAGCAAAGUUCUUUUUCUCAGCAUAAUUUACUUCUAUUCAAGCGGGCUUAAAUGUGUACAGGACAAUAUAUUGGUGUAUAUGAUCAAUAACAAGAAAUUACAAUUCAGAAAUGCCAAUGAUACGUUUACGGUAAUGGUGAAACCAGCUAUUACAUAGUUUGUCCACCAGGGAGCAGUAAUGAGCUUGUUUGUUUUUUUAACUUGAAAAUGUACUGCUUCUUUUCUUAUCUGAUGUUAACAAUGUUUAAAUGUUGAUAUAAAAAAACUAGUGUUAAUUUGACUUUAUACUUGAAACUUUUUCAUGAAAAGACUCCAAAACAUCAAGUUUGGUUCUCCAUAUCCGCUAAGGUAGGCAGCUAAGCUAAAGGUAUGCUAAAGUUGUGAAUGUUAUAGUAAAGAGGGAAUUGCUUGUCUUGUUUCUCAAGUUUGCCAGGUAGCUAACUAGUGCUUCAAAUAUGCACUUUUUACAAUCCACACUGUGCUGUAAAACACCAAAACGUCAGUCUGGCAGGUUUAGAUCACUUCUUAAUCAAUUUUGAAUCAGAUUUUAAUGGUGUUUUUUAUUGGAAAUUUGCAAUCAGUCAUUUCAUCACAUUGUACAUCAUCAUUUGUGAUACGCAUUUGAUUUUAAGGGAUUCCUCUGCAUGUAUUCACUAAUCAGUGGAGGGGAAAUGAUACUUUUUGACAGGUUUUCAAUUAAAUCAAUUACUUAAUGUGAA
Messenger RNA from Scomber japonicus (chub mackerel), 4079 nucleotides. It is a transcript of the gene capn1, whose product is annotated as calpain 1. The record is from RefSeq and is a predicted model, not a curated record. Lineage: Eukaryota; Metazoa; Chordata; Actinopteri; Scombriformes; Scombridae. Gene Ontology annotation, biological process: proteolysis. The transcript is spliced from 22 exons. Gene Ontology annotation, molecular function: calcium ion binding; calcium-dependent cysteine-type endopeptidase activity. Bases 576 to 2693 code for a protein of 705 amino acids. Gene Ontology annotation, cellular component: cytoplasm.